ACUGUUCGACCAACAGCGCCAAGCAUUCUCACAGUCAGUCAAUGUCAUGCCGUCGCAACAGUCAUUGACUUGAAUAGAUAAGCGAGUGAUUUGAACCUGGUACUGUCAAGGGCGUCAUGAAAAUAUCGUCUUCGCUUUUUCUUGGCGUGUACGCCUUUUAUUCCGUAUGCAUUCGUUUAGUCUUCGCUGGCCGCUCAUUUCGUCUAGGGAUUCGAGAUUCCUUGAUGAUUGCCCACAGCUUUCAUCGGCAUCCUGCUUUUGGGCCUGCUGGUGGCAUGCAUGGGGCCACGUAUACUUGUGACGUGGAGUUUUCGAAGGAUACUUUGGAUCCUGACACAAAUUGGGUGAUGGAUAUCGGCAAAGCUUCAGAGCUCUUGUGCACUGUAUUAGCCAAGUACAAUUUGAAAAAUCUGGAUGAAGUUUUUCCAAACGGCCAAUUGACCACGACAGAGUUCAUGUGCAAACAAAUCCACAUGGAUCUUGUCGAUCUCAUCAGAAGGGAGUUCCAUGAUUUCCAUGGCGAAGUUUGUGUCAAGCUAUGGGAGUCCCACAAAGCUUGGGCUGCUUAUUCUGGUGUUGUCAAAAAAUGAGGGUCAUUGCUAGUUGUCCGAGAGUCGUAUUUUGCACGCUUUAUCUCAUAAUAGCUCUGUUGAGACUGGAUCGCAUGUACACCUUUUUAUUAUUCUGACUGUGAACGAUCAAACCAGCUGAGUGGUCGAUUGCGAAGUAAUGAUUGAUAUCUUAUGCUUUCAUGUGAAUGAAGAUCUAAACAUCGCGAAAUCAAGCAAAUCAAAUGUCAACUAAAUACCGUCAUAACAAUGGCAAUUUGCAUUCCUC
Messenger RNA from Phaeodactylum tricornutum CCAP 1055/1, 837 nucleotides. RefSeq lists its product with no specific name. Lineage: Eukaryota; Bacillariophyta; Bacillariophyceae; Surirellales; Neidiaceae. Bases 117 to 590 code for a protein of 157 amino acids. The record is from RefSeq and is a predicted model, not a curated record. The transcript has a single exon.